Molecule: messenger RNA, 3234 nt
Organism: Laccaria bicolor S238N-H82
Lineage: Eukaryota; Fungi; Basidiomycota; Agaricomycetes; Agaricales; Hydnangiaceae
Exons: 17
Coding region: 1-3234 (1077 amino acids)
Molecular function (GO): protein binding
Source: RefSeq, a predicted model, not a curated record
AUGACUCAGCACCCCUGCGUUGUACAUGGCGGUAGAGCACGGGAAAUCUGGCAUCGGCUUGUCCGGGUGUCAGCAGGUGCCUUGUGCGCGUUGUCUGCAUAUUCUGUGAUCGUCUUCAUCGACCUUCUUUCUCCCCGGUCCGACAUGCACAAUAAAUUCGCUUUGCACCCACCUCUCCUCACUUCGUUUGCAGCCAACUCUAGCUGCCUGAGGCUGUUUAUCGAGUUUUGGCAGACGAGGGCCCACCAACAACUAGGAAGCAGCUCGCCACUCCGUGGACCCAUUCAUGUUUGGCGUUGUGUGGCAAAGGCUUCGUAUGACGAUUGGCUUCAACAUUUGAUGAUCUUGAUACUUUUCUGGGCACGUCUGUCCUUUACUCCGGGUGUCAGCAGCACCCCUGUGUUGCACAUGUUGAAUUCAUCGAACACGGUAGACAAAUUGCUGCACGAGAAAUCUCGCAUCGCCUUGACGAAGCUUAACGUCCGCACGGCCAAAACUCAAUCUCAACGACUCGGACGUUCCCAAAUCGUGCAUGCACGCACCUUGAAGGAACGCUUGCACGCGGACCGGCCUUUGCGUGGACUCGCGCAUAGCGCCCACGUCCCGCAAUCAUUUUGUUUCGCUCCAAGGCCACCCCUUAUCGGCCUCGUCCUUUCAGCAAUGUGGAAUUCAUUGAACACGGUAGACAGAUUGCCGCAGAAGAAACCUGGCAUCGGCUUGCGGGAAAUCGCGCAAAGAGUUUUCUCACAAACCAUGAUUCAGCACCCCUGUUUUGCACAUGUGGAAUACAUCGAACACUGUAGACAAAUUGCCGCACGAGAAACCUCACAUCGCCUUGCUCGCCACCCUGUAUUCCGUGGAUUCGCGCACGUAUUGAGUAGCGUGAACCUCGCCAACAAACCGUUCUGCGCAUGGAUUCGUGUGCAGAGUGUGCCCAACAAGCCAAAGACCCUGUACGCGCUGAAUAGGGACCUACGUGAUCAUACCAAUGUUGAGCCGCAGCUUCCUGAGGAGAGUCAUACCCCUUCCUUACACUGUCCAGAUUUUGGCGAGGUUCAAAGACCUGGCUGUAUUUCACUUUACACCAUCUUACAAGUGCCCGACUGUGGUAUCAUUGAUUGUAGCAAUCCAGAGAAGUUUGAAAUUAUUUUUCUUUCACAACAAGGGAACAAGAUGGAUCUAGAGGGUGGUUUACACCGUUCUGCUUCAGAAAGGUAUGCCGUUGGGUCACUUAAUCAACAAGUUAUCGCCAGAAACUAUCUUAUCAAACAUUCAUUCGGCGAUGGGGUAGUAACUGCGGACAUGGCUGGCAUCUUGGGCGACAUGCAGCAAUACCUUGAUCAAGCAAGAGAAAUCUUGGGUAACUCAGUUGAAGACCCGCAAGCUGCUAUAUCCUCCAACGUAAGGAUGGAGUAUAAAGACCUGGACAUUCAAGAGCGGGAACAUCUCAUGAUGUGCUUCAAUGGGAUCGGGAAGUGCUGCAGCAAUGGAGGAGAUGUUGAAAGUGCUUUGAUGUGGCAUGGAGAAGUAGAGUCCAUUUAUCAGGGGUUCAUCUCUGCCCAACAGGAUAAUCUUACACAUGGUGGGGACUAUGGACAUGGUCUCCUCUUCUCUCCAGAAGCUAGCUACCAGCGCAUCAAAGGACUGGUUUCCGCCGCUCAACAACUAUUUGUUUUGGGAAACACUGGGACUAGUGUGCAACGACGAUGGAAUGCGCAUGAGAUUCUGACCUCUCUGCCGGUCUCAUCACGAACUCCGCGUAUUCGAGCUUUGAUAGACGCCGAGGAACUCGAUCGAAUCAUCCAAAUCAGACAUCCUGACCCUGUCACUCCUCCAACAAGCAACGUCGUUGUCCCAACACUUCAGAUUCGUGGCCUCUGGCAAAAACAUGACUUUCGGACUUCAGUCCGUACUACCCUUGCUCGUUUUGGAUUCGCCAGCUUUAUAUGGCGGACUCGAUUGUACAUGGCAGGCGGUCAAACUGAUGCCAGACACUCUUUUCGUGACCUCUGGUGUCUCGACCUUUCACAAGUUCAGCAAGAGUGGCGACGGUUGGAAGAUUACCCUAUUCCUUUGGCUGUCACUGGCCAAUUUUACGGCUGGCAGAUGAAGAUCCGUGAUGAUAAGGCUUAUCUCUUCACAGGCCGACCCGAGCUAGAUUUUUAUGAUCUUCUUUCUGAAAGAUGGAGCUCUGUGAUGACCACUUAUGUGCCUACAGCAGAAGACCGAUACGCAGGAGUAGAAGGGGACUGGCCCUACCCUGGCUUCAGGGUUGUUGAAGCUGCUGUUGAGCUUGCUCACGAUAAGUUGCUUGUGUUUGGGGGAACGCACAAAGGAUCUGCACUCGGCUGUAAUCUUUUAAUGGAACUUGAUCUCACGAGCAAUACCUGGAAACGGUUGAGUGGGUUUGUUAUAACACCCCUUUGGGGGCACCGUUCUCUUCCCGGUCCGCGCAAAGCUGCAGCUAGCUGGUUGAACAGCAGUCAGGACACCCUGCAUAUUUUGUUUGGUUUAUCUGACCGAUACGCCGCGCAACUGGAACAACAGUCUCAUGGGGCUCAAGACUCCUAUGCUUAUGACGACUUGUGGAGUUGGGAUAUCAAAAGCCAUGGGUGGAGCAAAAAGAAGCUAUGCGGAAAUCCACCGAGUCCGCGGUGUGAAAUGGCAUACUGUUAUAAUCGAAAACUGGACCUUCUGAUCACCUUUGGUGGCUACAAUCCCACGGUUCCAACAGCUGAUACGAGCAAGAACCAGAUGUUCGCCUAUUCGUACUACGCUGACACAUUUGCAAUGUGCAAUGAAACACAGAAAUGGAGGCAUAUUCUGUCGCCCGGGUUCCCAACGUAUCGGUCUCAUGCUGGACUUGUCUCGGAUGAAAGUACUGGCAGAACCUAUCUUUUGGGGGGGUUUGUUAACACAGAUUACAUUCCAAGUCGGUCCAGAUUUCUUUCCAAAAGUCUGGGAGACAUGUGGGAGCUUUGUCUUGACGUUCCUGGGAGCUCUUUCAAUCAUGCUGAUUAUAUCAGGGAACAGCAUGGAGCUCCCGCUGGGCCUUGGAAAAGGUGUUUCACAUGUGGUCGGGUCGGGUUGGUGAAGAAAUGUGGAGCCAAGCCUGAACUUCAUCAGUCGUAUUACGCAGGUACAUGCAAUGGCAGAGCGGCUUUCUGCAACACAAUGUGCUUGAAAAAUGGUUGGAAAAUGCACAAAGAAAUUGAUGAAUGUUUGAAAAAGUAG